Molecule: messenger RNA, 1754 nt
Organism: Suillus clintonianus
Lineage: Eukaryota; Fungi; Basidiomycota; Agaricomycetes; Boletales; Suillaceae
Product: aminotransferase
Exons: 9
Coding region: 374-1657 (427 amino acids)
Biological process (GO): L-leucine biosynthetic process; L-valine biosynthetic process
Cellular component (GO): mitochondrion
Molecular function (GO): branched-chain-amino-acid:2-oxoglutarate transaminase activity
Source: RefSeq, a predicted model, not a curated record
AUGUGAUCUAUUCUUAAUGGGCCACCAUUUCGUGAGCACACUGUUCGCAGCUGAAGUGUUCACAUACCGUUACCAUUUGCGACAAAUCAUAAAUUGUGGCUGACGAAGUGGUAGAUCAUAACAAAUAGACCGCUACUAAAUCCCGUCAUGCUCUCUUUUUGGUGGCGUAUUAUGGUAAUGGUUUGGUGGCAUUUCAGUCUCCCCGUCAUGCUGUGCGCAAGGAUAAUAGCAUUGCGCUCGCCCGAGCUUUCCCCCAACUCGUGACACCUCGUGAUUGGGUCUAGUACCACUUCAGCUUGACUUUGCUGCAGCACGUAUAAGAAAGAUUCUUAGCAUUUCUUUCUGCUCCUAACACAUACCCUCAAGCCCAGACAUGCCGUUUCCUUCGCUUCGUUCGACACUACUCCAUCGCGUCUGGCUUGCGCAGACUGCAACUUUCUCGUCAUCGCGUGCUAGUAUCAUUGGAAACCGGUGCAUGUCCCAGGGUAUCACUCGGGACUCUAUGACGGGGAAAACUGUUGCUCCAUUCGAUAUUGAGCCCUCCCGGCUCACUAUCACCAAAACAACGAGCCCGAAGGAGCUACCUCCCUCUAAGAGCCUUGUCUUCGGACAGACAUUUUCAGACCACAUGCUGAGAAUCCCCUGGACUGACGUUACUGGUUGGGGGGCACCCAGCAUCGUACCUUUCAGCGAUAUCAAUUUGUCCCCUAGCAGUACUAUGCUCCAUUAUGCCCAGUCACUAUUUGAGGGUAUGAAAGCUUACAGGCACACGGAUGGCACCGUGACCAUGUUCCGACCUGACAUGAACAUGAAACGUAUGAACACUAGUGCACGGCGGCUAGUGCUUCCUACAUUCAACGGCAACGCGCUUAUUGAAUGCAUAAAGGAGUUGAUCACCCUUGAGCGUGAAUGGAUACCUAAGGAGCCCGGACACAGUCUUUAUAUCCGACCCACAUUAAUUGCCACGAAUAACGCGUUAGUUAUUGCUCCCCCAAAGGAGGCACUACUGUUUGUGAUCACCUGUCCUGUAGGACCAUACUACCCUCAAGGGUUCAAACCCGUGCCAUUGCAUGGCACUACGGAGUACAUUCGCGCAGCGCCCGGAGGCAUCGGUGCAUAUAAGCUGGCCGCGAACUAUGGUCCCUGUGUCGUCGCACAAAAAAGUGCAGCGAAUCAGGGUUACGCGCAGAACCUGUGGUUACAUGGUCCUGGGCACUGGCUCACGGAGGCGGGCACUAUGAACUUGUUUGUUGUUAUCAAGGACAGGGGUGGCGUGAGCGAGCUCAUCACGCCUCCUCUCGACGGAAUGAUUCUCCCGGGUGUCACCCGCGAUUCUGUGUUAACGCUUGCACGUAACCAUGUUUCGGGUGUUAAGCGCCUCCAAGGUCUUCCUGAUGCCAUCAAGGUCUCGGAGCGUCCCGUCAACAUGGGCGAGAUCAUCCAAUCCUCGAAGGAGGGUCGACUUGUUGAGUUAUUUGGUACUGGUACGGCGGCUGUCAUCAGUCCUGUUGAGAGAAUUGGGUACAACGGAGGUGAUAUCAUGAUACCAACUGGUGAGGACGGUAUGGGUCCCGUCUCGAGGCCUCUUUGGAAAGAGUUGGUGGGUAUCCAAACGGGAACUGUCAAGAGCGACUGGAACUACGUGGUAGCAAAGUAAUGCGGCCGCUGUUCACAUCGGGUAUCUAUGCCUGCUUCCUUAGCUAGGCCCUAUACCCCCUUUAUACAAAAAAGACUGGCACUUCCUGGCGGUGAUG